GCUCCCGUGCUCCCAUUGGCUAGACUCCGCUCCACUUCCGCUGAGCGGGGCAGGGAGGCGCUGCGUGCUUGGCCUGCGCGGGCCCGGAGCGGACGGGGCAGCGGGAAAGCCAGAAGGAGAGCCGGGAGGCGCCGGUGGUGCCGCCGCCCAUCAUGGUCCUCCUUCACGUCCUCUUCGAGCACGCGGCGGGCUACGCGCUCUUCGCUCUCCAGCAGGUCGAGGAGGUCGGGCUGCUCCUGCCGCAGGUGGAGGAGAGUGUCCUGAAUCUUGGCAAGUUCCUUACCUUUGUCAAGCUGGUGGCCUUUUCUCCGUUCAAGUCUGCCCAGACUGCGCUGGAGAACAUCAAUGCUGUCUCAGAAGGAAUCCUCCACGAGGAUCUUCGACUGCUCCUUGAAACCAACUUGCCAGCUAAGAAGAAGAAAGUUCUCUUGGGGGUCAGUGAUGCCAAGAUUGGGGCUGCUAUCCAGGAAGAGUUGGGCUACCAGUGCCAGACAGGUGGAGUUGUUGCUGAAAUUACCCGAGGUAUCCGGUUGCACUUUCACAGUUUGAUCAAGGGCUUGACAGCCCAUUCGGCCUCCAAGGCCCAGCUGGGACUGGGGCAUAGCUAUUCCCGGGCCAAAGUGAAGUUCAAUGUGAACAGAGUGGAUAACAUGAUCAUCCAGUCGAUUAGUCUCUUGGAUCAGCUAGACAAAGAUAUCAAUACUUUCUCUAUGCGAGUCCGAGAGUGGUAUGGGUAUCACUUCCCAGAACUGAUCAAGGUUGUGAGUGACAACUACAGCUACUGCCGCCUGGCCAAGCUAAUUGGAAACCGGAAGGAACUGAGUGAGGAGAGCCUGGCAGGAUUGGAAGAGAUUGUGAUGGACAGUGCUAAAGCUCAGGCUAUCCUGGAGGCCUCCCGCUCAUCCAUGGGGAUGGACAUUUCUCCCAUCGACCUCAUCAACAUCGAGAGCUUCUCGAGCCGUGUCAUCUCGCUCUCAGAGUACCGCAAAGGCCUGCAGGAGUAUCUCCGCUCCAAGAUGAGCCAGGUGGCUCCCAGCCUCUCCGCCCUGAUUGGAGAAGUGGUGGGCGCCCGCCUAAUCUCACAUGCCGGCAGCCUCACGAGCCUGGCCAAGUACCCAGCCUCAACGGUGCAGAUCCUGGGUGCAGAGAAGGCCCUCUUCAGGGCUUUGAAGACUCGAGGCAACACCCCCAAGUACGGCCUGAUCUUUCAUUCCACUUUUAUUGGACGGGCAGCUGCCAAGAACAAGGGGCGCAUCUCGCGCUAUCUGGCCAACAAGUGCACGAUUGCGUCCCGCAUUGACUGCUUCUCAGAGGUCCCAACCAGCGUCUUUGGAGACAAGUUAAGGGAGCAGGUAGAGGAACGCCUGGCCUUCUAUGAGACUGGGGAGCCCCCCCGCAAGAACCUGGACGUCAUGAAGGAGGCUGUGGUGGAGGCAACUGAGGUGACUGCUGAAAUAAAAAGGAAGCUGGAGAAGAAAGAGAAGAAGAAACGGAAGCGAGAGAAGCAGCGCCAGCAAGCGUUGGCGGAAGAGAUGGAGAACUCUGUGCUGGAGACCACAGCAGAGGAAAACGAAACUGAACCUGAACCCAAGAAGAAGAAGAAGAGAAAGCACCAGGAGGUGGAGGAAGAAGAGGCCACGCCCAAGAAGAAGAAGAAACAGCAGCAAGCUGAAGUGGAGACCCCCCAGCCAGAGGGGAGGAAGAAGAAGAAGAAAGUCAAAAUGGAGGAUGGUGACUAGUAGGGGUCAGAAUCCUGUCCAUCAGGGCCAGCCUGAGACUGCAGGGCAUGUGUCUUUGCUUUCUUAUUGGCUUCUUGGGCCAUGGCUCUGCAUUUGCAGAUCAACUGAAUGUAGCCCAGGUUGGACCUCCAGUGUGCAAAAAGGGAGGCUUUUGCACAUGGGCAGAGCUCUUUGAGAGCAGGAGUGCACCGUCCACAGCGAAGGCUCUCUCCACGUCACGCGUGCUGCAGGGGAGGCAGCCUGCUUGCCAGACAGACGUGGGCCAUGAGGCUGUGGCCCUGCCAGCCAGCCGGGACUGGUAGUGGUUGCUUUUCUGGUAGAUGGCGCAGGUGCAGGGCUUGUGGACCCCCCCCCCAUUUCAUGUACUUAAGCUGCCGUGAACAAUAAAAUGUCCUGUCUUUAGCAAA
This is a messenger RNA of Hemicordylus capensis (graceful crag lizard), 2146 nucleotides long. RefSeq names its product NOP56 ribonucleoprotein (gene NOP56). Gene Ontology annotation, molecular function: snoRNA binding. Gene Ontology annotation, cellular component: small-subunit processome; box C/D methylation guide snoRNP complex. Lineage: Eukaryota; Metazoa; Chordata; Lepidosauria; Squamata; Cordylidae. The transcript has 12 exons. The record is from RefSeq and is a predicted model, not a curated record. Bases 153 to 1739 code for a protein of 528 amino acids.